GGUAGGAAAAGGCAUUCUGUGGCACGUAGACAUGUUGCGCUAGGAGGAAUGACUGGCGGCGGCAGAUUUCCUGUCAAUUCGGGACGAUCUGUCGUUACCUCAGAGCCCGUGCUUUCACAUGAAUCGUACAAGCUAUACAGAAAUCACAAUCACCUCGGCUGCUUAGCAAUAUUUCAACAAGCACUUGUACCCUUCUCCAUGGAAUGCAUUACGACAACAUGUCAAACCGUCUCUUAUCGUCCGGCCCAUGUCGAAGCGCUAGUCAUCCAGCUGGAAUAA
This is a messenger RNA of Bipolaris zeicola 26-R-13, 279 nucleotides long. RefSeq lists its product as uncharacterized. The record is from RefSeq and is a predicted model, not a curated record. The transcript is spliced from 3 exons. NCBI's taxonomy places the organism in Eukaryota, Fungi, Ascomycota, Dothideomycetes, Pleosporales, Pleosporaceae. The annotation marks the transcript as partial.